This is a messenger RNA of Selaginella moellendorffii, 1325 nucleotides long. Its product is annotated as ferredoxin--NADP reductase, leaf isozyme 1, chloroplastic. The coding region runs from base 55 to 1236 and encodes 393 amino acids. Gene Ontology annotation, molecular function: oxidoreductase activity. The record is from RefSeq and is a predicted model, not a curated record. The transcript has 8 exons. Lineage: Eukaryota; Viridiplantae; Streptophyta; Lycopodiopsida; Selaginellales; Selaginellaceae.
GUAAAGAGUUAUCGUUUGUGUGGCUAGGCACAGCUUCUCCCUCGAUCGGCAGCUAUGGCGGCCCUGGCGGCGGCAUCGGUAGCGGCGAUUCAUUCAUCACAUUCCCUAGGGCAGUUGCCACCGGUGGCGGAGCGGAGCGAUCGAGUCGGAUUUCCUGGCGCGAGCAAGUCCUUCUUUGGAGGGAAGAUCUCAUCGUCGGAUCUAACGUACAGCCACAGGCCAUCUCCUUCGACUUGGAACUUUUCCGUGAGAGCAGCGGCAGUGUCCACUGAAACUGUGGAGAAAGUGAAGAAGAAAAACGAGGAAGGAGUUGUCACCAACUUGUUUAGGCCGAAGGAACCUUACGUCGGGCGAUGCCUCCUCAACACCAAAAUUGUGGGAGAUGAUGCUCCUGGAGAGACUUGGCAUAUGGUUUUUACGACCGAAGGAAAAGUUCCAUACCGAGAAGGCCAGUCCAUUGGAAUUGUCCCGCCCGGAUUGGAUGCCAAGGGAAAACCUCAGAAACUUCGACUUUACUCCAUUGCUAGCAGUGCUCCAGGGGACUUUGGCGAUUACAAGACUGUGUCUUUGUGCGUGAAGCGCCUCGUGUACGUGAAUGACAAGGGAGAGGAAGUCAAGGGCGUGUGUUCCAACUUUCUCUGCGAUCUCAAGCCAGGAGAUGAAGUCAGCAUAACUGGACCUGUUGGGAAGGAGAUGCUCAUGCCAGUCGAUCCAAACGCCACAAUUAUUAUGCUUGGUACUGGUACUGGUAUCGCACCCUUCAGAGGCUUUUUGUGGCGGAUGUUUUUUGAGAAACACGACGACUAUAAGGUGAGUUCUCUACAUAAAAGGUCUCUUCUUAAAAGUAAACAAGAAUGUUGGCUUUGGCAGUUUAACGGGCUAGCCUGGUUGUUCUUGGGAGUUCCAACUAGCAGCUCACUACUGUACAAAGAGGAAUUCGAGAAGAUGAAAGAAAAGUUCCCAAACAAUUUCAACCUCGACUUCGCAGUGAGCCGCGAGCAAACAAACGCCAAGGGCGAGAAGAUGUACAUCCAGACGCGAAUGGCCGAGUAUGCCGAGCAGCUUUGGGACCUCCUCAAGAAGGACAACACCUACGUCUAUAUGUGCGGCUUGAAAGGAAUGGAGAAAGGAAUCGACGAUAUCAUGACCAGCCUCGCAGCCAAAGAAGGGAUCGACUGGGCGGAGUAUAAGAAGCAGCUCAAGAAAGGCGAGCAGUGGAACGUCGAAGUCUACUAAACAAAGCUUCGCUCGCGAAAUCGCUUGAUGCAAUGCCGCAGCAUUUGUCGAAAGCUCCUUGUAAAAGUGACACGUCAUUUUGCCACGUA